Oryzias melastigma (Indian medaka) is the source of this 2092-nucleotide messenger RNA. RefSeq names its product actin related protein 1, centractin (gene actr1b). The transcript is spliced from 11 exons. Lineage: Eukaryota; Metazoa; Chordata; Actinopteri; Beloniformes; Adrianichthyidae. The coding region runs from base 165 to 1295 and encodes 376 amino acids. The record is from RefSeq and is a predicted model, not a curated record.
GGGCGGAGCCUCUUGGAGCGGCAGCAGCAGUGAGGAACGGCGGCGUCGAGUCGGCGGACGGACUGCACGGUGACACGGCGUUUCUCUUUUCAUGAUUAAAACACUGACGAGCGAGCGAGACGCGCGCGGACCUCUAGAGACUCGACAGAAUCGCCCAGUCCGUCAUGGAGUCCUAUGACAUCCUAGCUAACCAGCCGGUGGUCAUCGAUAAUGGUUCAGGAGUCAUCAAGGCUGGUUUUGCUGGUGACCAGAUCCCCAAAUACUGUUUCCCUAACUAUGUGGGACGUCCCAAGCAUGUGCGCGUGAUGGCGGGGGCCCUGGAGGGAGACCUCUUCAUCGGACCCAAAGCAGAGGAGCACCGCGGCCUGCUGUCGGUGCGCUACCCCAUGGAGCACGGCAUCGUGAAGGACUGGAACGACAUGGAGAGGAUCUGGCAGUACGUCUACUCCAAGGAGCAGCUGCAGACUUUCUCCGAGGAGCAUCCUGUGCUGCUGACCGAGGCGCCGCUCAACCCCAGCAAGAACAGAGAGAAGGCUGCAGAGAUCUUCUUCGAGACCUUCAACGUUCCCGCCCUCUUCAUCUCCAUGCAGGCCGUGCUUAGCCUGUACGCCACCGGGCGGACCACCGGCGUGGUGCUGGACUCUGGCGACGGCGUCACCCACGUGGUUCCCAUCUACGAAGGCUUCGCCAUCCCUCACUCCAUCAUGCGCGUGGACAUCGCCGGCAGAGACGUGUCGCGCUACCUCCGCCUGCUGCUGCGCAAAGAGGGCUACAACUUCAACACGUCCGCCGAGUUCGAGGUGGUCCGCACCGUCAAAGAGAGAGCCUGCUACCUGUCCCUGAACCCCCAGAAGGACGAGACCCUGGAGACGGAGAAGGCCCAGUACGUCCUGCCGGACGGGAGCACUUUAAACAUCGGACCCGCCAGGUUCCGUGCGCCGGAGCUGCUGUUCCGACCCGACCUGAUUGGAGAGGAGAGCUCGGGGAUCCACGAGGUUCUGGCCUACGCCAUCCAGAAGUCGGACAUGGACCUGCGGCGCACGCUCUUCUCCACCAUCGUGCUGUGCGGCGGCUCCACGCUCAUCAAAGGGUUCGGCGAGCGGUUACUCACCGAGGUGAAGAAGCUGGCCCCUAAAGACGUGAAGAUCAAGAUCUCGGCCCCCCAGGAGCGGCUGUACUCCACGUGGAUCGGCGGCUCCAUCCUGGCGUCUCUGGACACCUUCAAGAAGAUGUGGGUGUCCAAGCGGGAGUACGAUGAGGACAGAGCGCGUGCCAUCCACAGGAAGACCUUCUAAGAGCGGCAGGGGUCCGGCGCCGUGCAGACGCCCCGCCCCCAGACGCCCCCGCCACGCUGCUGGAGGGCCUCGUCUUCAGCCUCUCAGCCGCAUGUUGGUGUGCUGCUUUCCAUGGUGACCCCCCUCCCCCACACACCAUCACAUGCGGUCGGGGGUUCUGGGGGCGUGGACUCCUGAAGCGGGGUCACUGUCAGAACGUUUCCAUUCCAGACCCUGGCUUCACAACGGUUCCUGUUUGUCCGUAGCUUCUCCUGUUUCUGCUCGGAGCCGACGAUGAAGGCCUCACUGUAUUAUCCACCAUCAUCAUCAUUCAUGGGGGCCCGCCCCCGCCAAGCCCCGCCCCACUGCCUUUGAUCUGACUCAUAGAGCGUGUGUAGAAUUCUGUUUUUCGUCUUUGAUUUCAAACUUAAAGAAAAACAAACAAAUCUGUGACAUCAUUUCCUGUCCGGCAGCACAAACAGAAAAUUCUCCAGGGUUUGGCUCCGCCCCCACAGGUAGAAGCUGGGUUGAUUUUUGCAGCGUUUGAGACACAGCCCAUGACCCCCCCUCCAUCUCCCCGUCAGUCUUCUGAUUUCCCAGCAGCAGUGAAGGGGUCAUCCACGCCCGCCUUACCCGGCGCCGGGGCGUCCGCGUCGUCUCCGGGUGUUUUUUAGAGAACCUGAAGCCGGCAGAAGAGCAGAAGGCCUCGUGUACAGUCGGAAACCACGUGACGGAAAAUGUACAAAACUUUCUUCAAGUGUUUGCUUUUACUUUUCGUAAAUUCAGUAUAAUAAAUAAGUUAAUGGCUGCUGCGCCGA